UGCCCUAAUUCCUCUUGCAAAAUUUUGAAGGUACUUCUUUCCACUCUUUUUGCAAUUCAAUUGAUAUCGAUCACGAUUCUUGAUUGUUUGAAAUCUGCUGUUAAUGUUUUAUCUGGAUCUUGCAUAAAGCAUACUUGUAAUUCGUUUUCUGUGUUCAUGUACGUAUGUUAGUUUUUUUGAUGUUGUGUUCAACUUUGAUUUGAUUAACUUAGCCGGGAUUUCGCCGGUGGUUGCGUUUGGAGGCAUCUGUAUGACUGUAUUCGACUUUUGUUGUUUAAGCCACCACGUUUCUAGAACUAGGGUUUCAACCAAAACCUCGCUGUUAAAUAGAAGUUACGCGACUUCAGUCGUUUUGCGUGUGGGUGAGAUUGGGCUUAUAGAUGCCGGCAUGCUGGAUAACGAAGACAGAGUGGUGGAAAUUGAUCUGUGGUUGAUAAUUCUUAUUCAGCUUGCUAGUUCCGAGUUAUGCAGGACUUUGAUUUGAAACUUUCUGUUAUAGGUUACAUUGGAAGAUAGCCUUAUGCUUGCAUCUAGUUUUAUAUGUUUUUCCUAGAGAUAUUUCAAGUUUCAACUUUUUUAGGCGCUUAAUUCCAAGAUUAGGGAUAUUAUACAGGAAGUGGGUGGUGAAUUACAUAAAAUAGACAAUUUUAAAGGUUGGGUUAAACGCAUUCCUAUACAUUGCUAAAUGCACCUUGUACAAAUCAACCUUGGGACUUAUUUUUUACAAUACCAAUAAGGGGUACAUAUAGCAUUACCCCAAUGUUGAUGUGUGUGACAGGAAAUUAGUAGGUACUAGGUAGCGAUUCAUUUAGCCCGCCCUUUUAAUUGUUAAUGAACUAUUUUACUUUUGUGUGUCUGGAACACUAGGUCUAAUGACUAGAAUUGCAAAUCCGCAAAGGUGAAAUUGGAUUUUUUGAUUGAUUCCUAUGUGCUUUUAAUUGGCUACUUGGGUUUGGAUAUUUUAGUUCACUGGUGGGUGUAGUUUGGUUGGCAUACAUAUUCUAUGUGGCACAAUUGGACGAAAAAUCCAUGUCUCUACCGCAGAAAAUUUCUAACCAGGGUUUUGGACUGGAACUCUGUUGCUAAGCUAUUGAAAAUAGAAAAUAGACAACUUGUGAGGUAUUUCUUCUGUUUGGUUGUCAGUCUAAAUUGCGGAAAUACGCCUCUUUGCAAAGUACAAUGGAGGGUGUGUGCAAAGACUUCCCCUUUUGCAAGGUGCCUCUGUGGAUUUGUUCAUUACAGUGGCCCUGUUAAACAACUGCGAUUGUUGCUGAAUCAUUUCACAAUGCUUUUUAGCUUGUGCAUAUGCUCUUGAGAAGGAAGAAGAGCAGAAAUUGAAUUUUUUAAAUAACUGAUUCACCUCUAUGCUGUGAAGUCCUUGACAGAGACUUCUUUAUCUUCGAAGGUUUUUGUACUAAAUGAUCACUUGGUGCAACCUGCAUUUAUCGUACAUAUUUUGUUACUUAUCUCUUUGUCCUGGUUUCUAUUUUUGCUGGGGGCAUGCUUCUCUUUCUUAAGUCUAAUACAUAUUAUUUUAUUAUUCCAUGUUCACCUGACCAGAGCAUUAAAAUGGGUGGAAGGAGCUAUUCACCCUCACCACCUAGGGGUGGUUAUGGGAGAAGGGGAAGAAGUCCUAGUCCAAGGGGUCGCUAUGGUGGUGGUCGUGCAAGAGAUCUUCCAACGAGUCUUCUAGUUCGUAAUCUUCGCCAUGAUUGCCGGCCAGAAGACCUUCGGAGGCCAUUUGGACAAUUUGGUCCUCUAAAGGACAUUUACUUGCCAAGGGAUUAUUAUAGCGGGGAGCCACGUGGAUUUGGUUUUGUUCAGUUUGUCGAUCCUGCUGAUGCUGCUGAAGCAAAAUACCAGAUGGAUGGUCAGAUUCUUCUUGGCCGACAACUAACGGUGGUUUUUGCUGAGGAGAAUCGAAAGAAACCAUCUGAUAUGAGAGUUCGAGAACGGAGGGGUGGCAGAUUUAGUGACCGUAGGCGGUCACCUCCACCUCGUUAUUCUCGCUCACCACGUUACACCCGGUCUCCACCUCCUCGCUAUGCUAGAUCACCAUCUCACAGCCGUGAAUACUCUCCACCACCUAAGAGAAGGCAUUACUCGAGGUCGAUUUCACCUCGAGACAGAAGAUAUAGUCGGGAAAGAUCAUACUCACGUUCACCGGUGAGAGAACGUUCUCCAUCUUACAGGAGUCCCAGCCGCAGUCCCAAGUCUCCACCAUAUAAAGGCGGGUCAAGGAGUAGAAGCCGUAGUCCUGUUAGGGAGCGACUGCCGCCAAGGGGUGAAAGCAGGAGCCGUAGCCGAAGCCGAAGCGCGGAUCCUGGUGAUUACUACAGAGAUUUGCCACCACGGAGGGAUGGUUCUCCAACUCCCUGAAGAGACAUUUUAACGUAGGUUGGAUGUUUUCUAAUAUGAUUUGUACCUGAUUGGAUGGUUGUGAUGAUGUUUCUUUAAUCAGUGCUUUUUGUCUUCCAAAAUUACCAACAAAUAUUCCUUUUACCAAUAUUUUGGCUUUUACUUUUUUGUUUACAGCGUCAAAAAAAAGGGCAUUAUUCC
This is a messenger RNA of Cynara cardunculus var. scolymus (artichoke), 2559 nucleotides long. RefSeq names its product serine/arginine-rich SC35-like splicing factor SCL30A. Lineage: Eukaryota; Viridiplantae; Streptophyta; Magnoliopsida; Asterales; Asteraceae. The transcript is spliced from 5 exons. Gene Ontology annotation, molecular function: RNA binding. Bases 1501 to 2379 code for a protein of 292 amino acids. Gene Ontology annotation, biological process: mRNA splicing, via spliceosome. Gene Ontology annotation, cellular component: nuclear speck; cytoplasm. The record is from RefSeq and is a predicted model, not a curated record.